AUGCCCGCCCCUCAUGCUCUUACCAGCCUCCUGCCCACCCAGGCCCUGCCCUCACCUCUCCCUCCAGACCUUCUGUUGAUCAUUGCUGAACAGGGGGAGGGGAUGAUGUCAGGGCCUCUUUGUGAGCAUCUCAGUCUGGGGGUGCCUACCUCAGGGUCUCAGUCCCUAGAGCCAGCAGACGCUGGGCAUCCAGGCCCUCAGUGCUGUUUGGGUAACCCAAGUGUUUCCUCAGUCCACCUACCCUGCCAACAUCUGAUGUUCCUGCCUAAUUCUGAGUCUCUCGUGACCCCUGGAGGUCAGCUCGCUGCUCCAGGUCUUCCUGCUCCUGGCAUAAGUACCAGAGACAUCUCCCCUUCCCCUCAGUCCCUCAGCUGGGAAAGGACUUUCAGGUACUGCCCUCCAGUUAGCUGCCUCUGGGUCUGGGAAGAGAUAAGCAGGGUGGAGCCUUCUCCCUCCUCCUCAGCCCCUGAAGCAUGGCAAUAA
Molecule: messenger RNA, 483 nt
Organism: Pipistrellus nathusii (Nathusius's pipistrelle)
Lineage: Eukaryota; Metazoa; Chordata; Mammalia; Chiroptera; Vespertilionidae
Source: the annotation of a GenBank genome assembly